GGAAGCAGCAGCAGCCAUUUUAGCUCUACAGGACAUGCCUCUUGCUGCUUUCCUAUCAGACAUGGAGCACAGGCGAAGAGAAAGUUGAUUAUCAUCUCAUGUCCCUGCCAGGCUGGCUGUUGUACAGGUGCCAUGGUGACGCUGAAUCACUUGAGUGUAGAGGACCCAGAUAACAGCUCCUCGCUGUUGCCUGAGGCUGCAGAGGCUGCGACACCAACACCUGUGAGUCACAGGCAGCGAUUGGUCACAAGGACCGACUCCAGGGAGUUCUUCCUCAGCAGGAGUGAGAACCUUGCCUUCAGUCUGGUGCUGCUGAUUGGAUGCUACUCAGCCAUUCUGAUCCCUGCAUAUUUCUCCUUGGAUCGGGUGGCAACACUCAGCAAUGACUAUCAACAUACCAAAGAUCUGGUCUUACUAAAUCGGUCAGCCUCCCUUCUGUCAGGCCCCUGUCAGCCCCGCUGGUGUCUGAAUCACCUCAAGCCCCUGUCCUGUUCUGCAGGCCUCCAGGACAUCCCUGUGUUUGUGCAGCAGGACAGGCCUGCAUCCUGGGACUUGGCCCCUCCUCUGGGGCUCCAGGGCAGUGAAGAGCAUCUGGCCCUGGCUCUUGCCUCUCUGCCCGAGCCUGGCCUGCCUCCAUCCCUGAGGAGGGAAGGCAGCUGCAGGCGGUGUAUGGUGGUGGGCAGUGGAGGGGUUCUUCAUGGGAGCCAUCUUGGAGCUCACAUAGAUCAGUAUGACAUCAUUAUCAGGCUGAAUAAUGCUCCAGUGCCUGGCUUUGAGAGAGACGCUGGUUCCCGCACCACCAUCCGCCUGAUUUACCCAGAGGGAGCACCUCACUCUGCAAACGAGUACAAAAAGACCACCAUGGUUGCUCUGGUGGUCUUUAAGAGCUUGGACCUGGACUGGCUCACUUCUGUCAUCACCAAACAGCCUCUGAGCUUCUGGUCUAAAAUGUGGUUCUGGAGGAAAGUGGUGGAUGAUAUUCCUCUGAGACCAGAGAACUUCAGGAUCCUCCACCCAGAGAUUAUUCACAAGACAGGACAAGUCUUAAAGAAAUAUGCUCUGAAACAGGGAAAUAUGGUGCCAACACUAGGUGCCAAUGCGGUGGUGAUGGCUCUGCAGCUGUGUGACCAAGUGAGCCUUGCAGGGUUUGGGUAUGAUAUGCAGCACCCAGAGGCCAGGCUUCACUACUAUGAGACCAUACGCAUGGACGCGAUGAAAGCUCAAGUGGUGCAUGAUGUCAGCGCUGAGAAGCUCUUCCUGAGGGACCUGGUCGCUGCAGGAGCUGUGACUGACCUCACAGGAGCUCUGUGAGCCAGCUGUGCAGCCACUGAUAAUACAGUGAACUCUAGGUGCACCCCUCUCUCUCUCUCUCUCUCUCACUGUGAGCCUCUAUGGAGUCCUGCAUAACUGUGCCCUGUUGGAGUAUCCUGCACAGAGCAGACUGACCUUUAAAACGCUCACAGGCUUCAGGGAUGCCUCACGAGUGAGUAAAUUAAACUCCAAAAGGUUAGAAAAGCCCGUGAUUAGAGAGAUUAACCGAAGUCACAUCACAUCACAUUUAAAUUCAAUGAAGUUACUACAUUACCAACUGUUACAAGUAUAGUAACUGUCAUAUGGGUGAAUAAUUUGUCUUCAUGUUCAGCAAUUGGCUGAAUUUUGUAAAAGGAACACAAUGCUCUAUGAUUCAUACAGUGCUAUUUAAAUUAUGUUUAC
Seriola dumerili (greater amberjack) is the source of this 1713-nucleotide messenger RNA. RefSeq names its product lactosylceramide alpha-2,3-sialyltransferase-like (gene st3gal7). Bases 133 to 1311 code for a protein of 392 amino acids. Gene Ontology annotation, molecular function: lactosylceramide alpha-2,3-sialyltransferase activity. NCBI's taxonomy places the organism in Eukaryota, Metazoa, Chordata, Actinopteri, Carangiformes, Carangidae. The record is from RefSeq and is a predicted model, not a curated record. The transcript is spliced from 8 exons.